AUGGUUGACUUUUGUCGACCAUCAUCAUUGCCAGGCAAUAAUACACUAGGCUCUGGUAAUAGUAAUAAUAAUAAUAAUAAUAAUAAUAACAACGACAAUAAUAAUAAAGAAGGAAAUUCAAAAUAUUUUCCACGAGUAUUUCUUCCCUAUCCACAUCUGAUUGAUCCUGAUAGACAAGAAUCCGUAACAGCAGCAGUAGUAGCAGCAACGGCUGCUGCAGCUGCCGCAUCAUCAUCAUCAUCAAUGGAUCACACACGUCUUGAAGAAGAAAGACGACGUGUUCAAACUAAAGAUAAAAAAGAUCAAAGUGCUAAUGCAUCCGCUGAAGUUAAAACACAUUUAAAAACUUUUUUAUGCCGUAAAUUACAAAAACAAGGCAAAUUAGAAAAUCAAGAUUCAAUGGAUAUGCUUCGACGAUUUCAAUCUGAACCUGUCCUUGCUAAUCCACGUCUUGAAUCAGGAAAUUUUAAAAUCAAAUCAGACUUACGUCAAAGUAUUCUCUAUCGCCAUAAGCAAGUUACUCCUAUGUCAGAUAAACGUCAUCCGAUCCGUUCAACAAAUCUAGCUCAAAAACAGCAACCUGCUGUACCUACAUUUCCGCUAUUAUCAUUUACUUCCCAAUCGGCUCAAAUACCUCUACCUGAACAGUUAUGGCUUGCUUUUCCACGUUCAGUUUAUGGUUGUUAUUCAACAGGUAAUUUGGGUGAAAAUGCUCAACUUAAUCCUUUAACAACGGGAACACAUGAAAAUCAUCAACAUACAAAUAUUCUUGGUCCAAAACAUUUUAUUGUUGAAGAAGAAAAUGAAGCUCUAUUAGCAAAAGAAUUACAAGAAGCUAAAAUUCAAAGUACACAUAAUAGUCUUAGUUCAAUGCAUAGUAGUCAACCACAUUUAUUAAAUUUUGAAACAACUGAUUUUUGUCUUCGACAUCCAAAUUUAUUACUCGAUCGUUUAGCAUUGCAUUCCAAAUCAUUAUCUUCAUUAUCAGCCAUACCAUCAACAACAGAAAAAAAAAUACAAAAAAGUUCUUCUGGUACUAUACAAUUACGUUUUACUACUGGACUUGCCUAUGAUGAUGAUACAUUAAAACAUGAAUGUUAUUGUAAACGUACGGAUCUUCAUCUUGAGAAUCCUCGUCGUCUACUUGUUAUAUAUGAACAUUUAAAAAGAUCAAAUUUACUUGAUGAUUGUGAAAUUAUUCGUGGUUGUUGUGCAACCAUCGAUAUGUUAACUGAUUGUCAUGAUCCUGGUCAUGUUUAUCUAUUUGGUUGUGAUCAAAGACAACGUAGUCAACAAUCACCAGCAAUAUUAGCUGAACGACUUAAAUCUCUAGUACAUUUACCAUGUGGUGGUUUUGGCAUACACGAUGAUGCAGAUACAAUAUGGAAUGAUGAAUAUACAGCACGUGCAUGUCGUUUAGCUAUUGGUAAUACAAUUGAAUUAUCGAAAUAUAUUCUUGAUGGAAAAUUAAAAAAUGGUUUUGCACUUGUACGUCCACCAGGUCAUCAUGCGACCCAAAAACCUCUGGGUUUUUGUUAUUUCAAUACAGUAGCUAUAGCAGCAAAAUAUUUAAAGAAACAUCGAAAUUUAGAACGUAUUGCUAUUGUUGAUUGGGAUAUACAUCAUGGUAAUGGUACACAAGAUUUAACAUAUGAUGAUCCAAAUAUUCUUUAUAUGUCAUUACAUCGUUAUGAUAAUGGAACAUAUUUUCCUGGUGGUGGACGAAUAGAAGAAUGUGGUUGUGAUGAUGGUCUUGGUAAAAAUGUGAAUAUUGCUUUUUCCGGUGAACCGCAAUCAGUUAUGACCGAUGUUGAAUAUUUAGCAGCAUUUCGAAGUGUUGUUAUACCCAUAUUAAAACAAUUUCGACCUGAAAUUAUUCUUGUUUCAUGUGGUUUUGAUGCAUGUACAGGACAUCCUCAUCCACUUGGUGGUUAUGAAUUAACACCGACAUGUUUUGCUUAUAUGACAAAGGAACUAAUGAAUUUAGCUGAUGGAAAAGUUGUUCUUGUUUUAGAAGGUGGUUAUGAAUUAAAUGCAUUAGCUGAAUGUGGAAAACAAUGUAUCGAAGCAUUACUUAAUCGACAAAUACCUACGUUCAGUAAAGAAACUCUUGAAACUAAACCAAAUCAAUAUGCUGUACGUAGUUUAAAACAAGUUAUUCAAGUCCAACGUGAAUUCUGGCCUCUGCUUGAACAAUAUAAACAUUUGAUUUCUAUGUCACAUGCAAAGGCUACUGAAUCAUGA
This is a messenger RNA of Adineta steineri, 2244 nucleotides long. The record is from the annotation of a GenBank genome assembly. NCBI's taxonomy places the organism in Eukaryota, Metazoa, Rotifera, Eurotatoria, Adinetida, Adinetidae.